This is a messenger RNA of Protopterus annectens (West African lungfish), 1626 nucleotides long. Its product is annotated as progranulin-like. Bases 1 to 1626 code for a protein of 541 amino acids. The record is from RefSeq and is a predicted model, not a curated record. NCBI's taxonomy places the organism in Eukaryota, Metazoa, Chordata, Ceratodontiformes, Protopteridae. The transcript has a single exon.
AUGCAGUGCUGUCACCGUGGUUAUAGCUCCUAUCCUAUUGGUUCCCUUUGUGGAGUCAGAAUGCAGUGCUGUCGCCGUGGUUAUAGCUCCUAUCCUAUUGGUUCCCUUUGUGGAGUGAGAAUGCAGUGCUGUCGCCGUGGUUGUAGCUCCUAUCCUUUUGGUUCCCUUUGUGGAGUGAGAAUGCAGUGCUGUCGCCGUGGUUAUAGCUCCUAUCCUACUGGUUCUCUUUGUGGAGUGAGAAUGCAGUGCUGUCGCCGUGGUUAUAGCUCCUAUCCUACUGGUUCCCUUUGUGGAGUGAGAAUGCAGUGCUAUCGCCCUGGUUAUAGCUCCUAUCCUAUUGGUUCCCUUUGUGGAGUGAGAAUGCAGUGCUGUCACCAUGGUUAUAGCUCCUAUCCUAUUGGUUCCCUUUGUGGAGUGAGAAUGCAGUGCUGUCACCGCGGUUAUAGCUCCUAUCCUACUGGUUCCCUUUGUGGAGUGAGAAUGCAGUGCUGUUGCCGUGGUAAUAGCUCCUAUCCUAUUGGUUCCCUUUGUGGAGUGAGAAUACAGUGCUGUCACCGUGGUUAUAGCUCUUAUGCUACUGGUUCCCUUUGUGGAGUGAGAAUGCAGUGCUGUCGCCAUGGUUAUAGCUCCUAUCCUAUUGGUUCCUUUUGUGGAGUGAGAAUGCAGUGCUGUCACCAUGGUUAUAGCUCCUAUCAUACUGGUUCCCUUUGUGGAGUGAGAAUGCAGUGCUGUUGCCGUGGUUAUAGCUCCUAUCCUAUUGGUUCCCUUUGUGGAGUGAGAAUGCAGUGCUGUUGCCAUGGUUAUAGCUCCUAUCCUAUUGGUUCCCUUUGUGGAGUGAGAAUACAGUGCUGUCACCGUGGUUAUAGCUCCUAUCCUAUUGGUUCCCUUUGUGGAGUGAGAAUGCAGUGCUGUCGCCGUGAUUAUAGCUCCUAUCCUAUUGGUUCCCUUUGUGGCAUGAGAAUGCAGUGCUGUCGCCAUGGUUAUAGCUCCUAUCCUAUUGGUUCCCUUUGUGGAGUGAGAAUGCAGUACUGUCACCAUGGUUAUAGCUCCUAUCCUACUGGUUCCCUUUGUGGAGUGAGAAUGCAGUACUGUUGCCGUGGUUAUAGCUCCUAUCCUACUGGUUCCCUUUGUGGAGUGAGAAUGCAGUGCUGUCGCUGUGGUUAUAGCUCCUAUCCUAUUGGUUCCCUUUGUGGAGUGAGAAUGCAGUGCUGUCGCCGUGGUUAUAGCUCCUAUCCUAUUGGUUCCCUUUGUGGAGUGAGAAUGCAGUGCUGUCGCCGUGGUUAUAGCUCCUAUCCUAUUGGUUCCUUUUGUGGAGUGAGAAUGCAGUGCUGUCGCUGCGGUUAUAGCUCCUAUCCUAUUGGUUCUCUUUGUGGAGUGAGAAUGCAGUGCUGUCGCCAUGGUUAUAGCUCCUAUCCUAUUGGUUCCCUUUGUGGAGUGAGAAUGCAGUGCUGUCACCGUGGUUAUAGCUCCUAUCCUAUUGGUUCCCUUUGUGGAGCGAGAAUGCAGUGCUGUCGCCGUGGUUAUAGCUCCUAUCCUAUUGGUUCCCUUUGUGGAGUGAGAAUGCAGUGCUGUCGCUGCGGUUAUAGCUCCUAUCCUAUUGGUUCCCUUUGUGGAGUGAGAAUGUAG